This is a messenger RNA of Oncorhynchus masou masou (cherry salmon), 1964 nucleotides long. It is a transcript of the gene cadm2b, whose product is annotated as cell adhesion molecule 2b. The transcript is spliced from 9 exons. Lineage: Eukaryota; Metazoa; Chordata; Actinopteri; Salmoniformes; Salmonidae. The coding region runs from base 89 to 1138 and encodes 349 amino acids. The record is from RefSeq and is a predicted model, not a curated record.
UGCAACCACUAAAACCAAAGUCAAAGGGUUGUCGGGCCAGUUCCCCCUGACCCAGAAUGUGACGGUGACAGAGGGGGGUACGGCCAACAUGACCUGCAGAGUGGAGUACAAUGACCAGACCUCCCUCCAGUGGUCAAACCCGGCACAGCAGACACUCUUCUUCGGAGACAAGAAAGCCUUGAGGGACAACCGAAUCGAGCUGGUUCGGGCAACGUGGGCGGAGCUUACCAUCAGCAUCAGUGACAUCAGCCUAUCAGACGAGGGCCAGUACACAUGCUCCCUGUUCACCAUGCCUGUCAAGACCACCAAGGCCUUCCUCACUGUACUGGGAGUCCCAGAGCGACCAGAGAUCACAGGGUUCACUAAGCCAGCCAUGGAGGGAGAUGAGAUCACUCUGAUCUGCACCACGUCUGGCAGCAAGCCUGCGGCACACAUCCGCUGGUUCAGAAAUGACAAGGAAGUAACAGGCACUAAGGAGGUCAACGCCACAGGGAAGUCCUUCACAGUGAAGAGCACUCUGCAGCUGCAGGUGGAUCAGAGUGAUGACGGGGUGGCCUAUACCUGCAGUGUGGAGCACGUGUCUCUUUCUUCCAACCCUUACCAGGUCACGGAGGUCCUGGAGGUCCAUUACGCACCCCAUGUGGAGAUUUCCCACUCCGUGAUCAUCCCUCAGGAAGGACAGUACUUUAAACUGGAGUGUGUCUCCAAAGGGAACCCACUACCAGAGCCAGUGUUGUGGUCGAAAGAUGGAGGGGAGCUGCCUGAUAUAGAGAGGAUGAUCGUAGAGGGCAGGGAACUCACCAUCACCGCCCUCAACAAGACAGACAACGGCACGUAUCGCUGUGAGGCCAGUAACUACCUGGGGACUAGUGGAGCUGAAUAUGCCCUGUUUGUAUAUGAUCCCAAUGCACCAGGACAGCAGGACCCUGACCAUGCAUUAAUUGGAGGUGUUGUGGCUGUGGUUGUGUUCAUCACCUUGUGUUUGAUCAUAGCUCUAGGGAGGUAUCUGGCUAGGCAUAAAGGGACGUACCUAACACACGAGGCUAAAGGAUCCGAGGAUGCCCCUGACGCAGACACAGCCAUCAUCAACGCAGAGGGGAACCACGCAGCAGAGGAGAAGAAAGAGUACUUCAUUUAGAGCUGUUCUUUCCAUUUCGUUCCAUCUCUUUUCCUUUAUGUUUCCACCUCUGUUGUUUCUGUUUGAUUUGUUUCUUUCACCAGAGGCAGGGGCGGACUAGGACCAGAUAUCGGCCCGGGCAUUUCAAACACAUCAGCCCAUUUGUUUCUUUCACCAGAGGUCGGGGCGGACUAGGACCAGAUAUCGGCCCGGGCAUUUCAAACACAUCAGCCCAUUUGUUUCCUUGAGGCACCAACUGUUAAGCAAAUUAUUAUUUUUUAAUUCUGGCCCACUGGCAUUUGCCAGAAUUGCCCUCUGUCCGGUCCAUCUCUGCCAGUCGACCAACACAGUCUGCAGUUGGCUCAGUGCUGCUGAGGCAGGAACCAGUUCUUUGUCCCUAGCGCCUCUCCCAAAAGAGAAAGCUCAAGUUUGGUUUUACUGGUCGGUUUUAACAAGCAAAUCGAUAAAAAUGCUGCCUUGUUUUGUACUGCAAAUGUACUCCGCUACUUGUACCCAGUGUUUUAAAAAGAGCAGAUCCUGUUUCAUUCACGUUUUAGCAUCUUUUUCAGAAUCUUUGUUUGUUGUCAUGUUUUAUCGGACAUUUCCUAAAUAUACAGACCGUUCUCAAUCUCUUUCAACUCUUAGUUUGUUUGUUUGUUGUUGUUGUUUUUUUGGGGGGGGUGAUUUUGUGUCCCCUACUCCCCUCACCAUCCCUAUUAUAUACCUUUUGCAGAUAUUUCCAUUAGGAAGCGGAAAGAAAUGUGCUUCAUCUGAGUCCGGAAAACAUUGGCUAUGCCGAUAAUUAUGCUUUCAGAGAAGAAUAUGUGAAAUGCAUCGAUAUGAACGA